ACCAAGAUGGCGGAGGCUUCCUUUGGAAGUACAAGCCCAGUUGGCUCUUUGUCAUCGGAAGAUCACGAUUUCGACCCGACGGCAGAGAUGCUGGUGCACGAUUUCGAUGAUGAGCGUACGUUAGAAGAAGAGGAGAUGAGGGAGGGCGAGUCGAGCGGGAGCUCGGAAAUCGCCGAUCUGGAGAAGGAGGGGAGCAUGCCGCUGGAAGAGCUGCUGGCGUUGUACAGAUAUGAAGCUGGAGACAGUGCUGUCGGAGGGUCGAGUGUGGAUAGUUCGUCUGUAGAGCUCACCGAUGAGCUGCCUGAUAUGACAUUAGAUAAAGAGGAAAUCGCUAAAGAUUUGCUCUCUGGGGACGAUGAAGAAACGCAGUCUUCUGCCGAUGACCUCACACCGUCUGUGACGUCACACGAAACCAACGACUUCUUCCCCAGGACUCUUCGCUCGAAUGCGGUUUACGAUGGAGACAAAGAAUCUGAGGGCGAGGAAGACGGUUUGAGUCCCGAAGACUCUCGCAAGGAGAUCAUGGUGGGAUCUGAAUAUCAGGCAGAAAUUCCUGCUCUCACCUGUUAUAAUGACCAUGAAAAAGUGUACGCAGAGGAGGAUCAGCUGCUCUGGCAGCCCGAUAUCUUACCCGAGCCAAAAGUCAAAAGCUUCUUGCGGGACGCUCUGAGUGCGGAUGGAAAGACGGAAGGAGACGGCAAAUGUUCUCUGGUCAAAGACAACGAGCAGGCUUUAUAUGGGCUUUUAAAGUGUAACUACAACGUCCAGGAAGCUCUUGAACGGUAUCGCAGCAACGACAAAUCCUCAAAGAACGAGAUGCUCCCGUGGUCUGAAGAAGAAUGUCGAAAUUUUGAACACGCGCUUCUGCUGUAUGAGAAGAACUUCCACCUCAUCCAGAAACACAAAGUCAACACACGAACGGUGGCGGAAUGCGUGGCGUUUUACUACAUGUGGAAGAAGUCCGAGCGAUUCGACUUCUUCGUCCAGCAAAACCGAUUCGGGAAGAAGAAGUUCAGCAGUUAUCCUGGCGUCACGGAUCUGAUGGACCGGUUGGUGGAUGAGGCCGAGGGUUUGGUGGAUGGAUCUGCUUCUGUGUGCUCCAGCAGCAGCGGCAGGAUAGAGCCUCCAACCGAACAACAGCUCAACCUGCUCAACUCCAUCACAGCCAGUGAUCUCUCCGCGCUGACGAGCACCGUGGCGUCGGUGUGUAACCCCGCAGACGUCGGCUGUCUAGACUCCUACAACUUCUCUCCUCUGGACGGCCUUCACCGCCACGAGGAGCCGCUCAACUACUCCAGCAACGGAGACGGAGACUGCCUCAACCUGCUGGAAAGCGGCUUCUAUCACUCGGACCUGGGGCAGAUGGGCGUGUGCGGAGAGGACUGCGAGCGGCCCCCGGCCAAGCGGCUGAAGAUGGGCCUGUCGGAACCCUUCAUAAACGACAGCAGGAGCAUGGGCGUGGAUUACGAGGGCCGCGCGCACCACAUCACAAGUGCCAAAAUGGCGGUUUCGGUCAGUGACUUCGGCGAGGCGGGCAGCUACAUGGGAGCGCACACACUACAUCAGCACACGGCGCUUCAGUCGGAGUAACUCGAGCUGACUCUCACGGGACUAGCUGCAAUCCUGCGUGUACAUAGCCUGCAUACUCCUUCGCGUAUUUGCUAGCGCUGUCAAACGGCCGGUCGCGAUCGAUCGCAUCCAAAAGAAGUCGUACACGCGUGCAUGCACUGUGAAGAUUUGACCACGUGAGCCAGGUUCGUUUCAGUCAGUCUGACUUCUAUUGAACCUGAUCAAAAGGUCAGACUAACUGAAAUAAAUGCUUAUUUGGAAAAACCUGUUUUAUGAAACGGGCCCCUGCUUCGGCAGAUUUGAGUUUUCUCAGCUCGUUUUAUUCGGUUUGAGAACUCAAAAAUCUGCUCAACUUUUUUUUUUUUUCCUCCAGUGUACUGUAUAUUUAUUAUGCAUAUAUGAAUAUAC
Puntigrus tetrazona (Sumatra barb) is the source of this 1977-nucleotide messenger RNA. RefSeq names its product mesoderm induction early response 1, family member 3 a (gene mier3a). The transcript has 13 exons. Gene Ontology annotation, cellular component: nucleoplasm. The coding region runs from base 7 to 1590 and encodes 527 amino acids. The record is from RefSeq and is a predicted model, not a curated record. Gene Ontology annotation, biological process: negative regulation of transcription by RNA polymerase II. Gene Ontology annotation, molecular function: histone deacetylase binding; transcription corepressor activity. NCBI's taxonomy places the organism in Eukaryota, Metazoa, Chordata, Actinopteri, Cypriniformes, Cyprinidae.